Neurospora crassa OR74A is the source of this 2343-nucleotide messenger RNA. RefSeq lists its product as hypothetical. The coding region runs from base 390 to 2060 and encodes 556 amino acids. The record is from RefSeq and is a predicted model, not a curated record. NCBI's taxonomy places the organism in Eukaryota, Fungi, Ascomycota, Sordariomycetes, Sordariales, Sordariaceae. The transcript has a single exon.
GCCCAGAAUGGUUGAAUGACCCAACGUCCAAUCACAAUGCGUCACUUCCCCGGACCUUUUCCCCUGACCACCCUCUUCUCGCUCCAAAGUAGUCAGGGUGCCAGGCCAGCCCUGUGAGUGAGGCCAAAUCCGGUUUUGGCAUGGGGGUGGGAAUACGCCAUAGGUCCCCCAUCCACUAUCAAACGAGUGACAUGAUGGGCGUUCCAACGUCGUCAUAUUUUCCCAAAGAAAAACCAGCCCUCGUGAUGAAGCUUCACAUUCGAUAUGAAGUGCCCUUAUUAUUAUUACCCCAGCGGUGUUGCACCCAUUAUCCCCUUUCAUGUUGACUGACCAUCACCAGAAGUCCUCUCUCUGUUUGAUCGCCAAAUCACCACUAUACAGCUCACACCAUGCCAGCAAUGGAACGAACCAGAGAAGCCUUCCACUUCCUGACCUGCACCAACAAGAAGGUGCCAAAAGUGAGGAGCAAACUUCGGAAACCUGUCUCGAGGCAGAAACGCAAAGAUGAUUCGAGGAGGGUGGUAUCAGACACUCGCGGCAAGGGCAAGUCCUCAAAACACCGCAGCAUUGAAAUCACAGCAACACCCCCACAUCUGCCUCCCGUGACAGUCUCACCGGAAUUCAAAGGGCCAGAAUGGAUGGAAUACCCAUGGUCAUCUCUUCCGCGGCUACAACCGGGACCUGAGGAUCUCCCCGGGCCACUCCCACCCGCCGGAAUCAUUCCCGAGUUCUCCCACCUUGCCGUCAGCGAUGCAGACCGCAGUGGUUCCUUGUCCCCGGCGGCUCAAGUCUCACCAAAACGGCGCGCAAAAACACCCAUCUUAUUCGUCGGCCAGCUGGAAAGUGCAAACAUUCCCCGACCACGAAACGCCCUAGCAAACGAGAGGCAUUUCAGCGCCUCGCUACUCGCCGAAGAAUAUCGGGCCCUCCUCGAUUCCCCCAGCUCCUCUCUCUUGGCCCCCACCUGGUCAGACCCGACUCUUAUUGCCCGGGAGAGGCUGAGGAGGAAAAAAGCCAGCUCCUCACUACGAGAAGAGCAGUCACAACCAGCCAUUCCGCGUAGAGGUAGCAUAGCCCCUCUCAAUUAUCACACUGGGAACGUCAACAGCCAGAAGGUCCCCCCUCAAGUAUCCCUCUUUGCCCAUGUGCAACCACCACCACCACCGACUCUCAACAGUCAAAGAAUGCAACCAGAACCAUCCCUCCGAUCAGACGCCGACACCCUAGUCGCUAUCGACGAAGAAGUGGGCAUUGACCUCAAGCCAGAAUUUGCUCCUGCUCUUCCUCCUCGCCCCCCCUCAGUCUCACACUCGAUCUCCGACUACUCCCUCCCCCCGUCCACGUCCUCCUCGUCCACGUCCUCGUCUACUACACCCACGUCUGCGUCCACGCCCACCUUCACAUUUACGUCCCCGUCGACUACAUCCACGCCCACACCCAUGUCCACGUCCGCGUGCACGUCCAGGUCUACAUCCCGGUCCACGCCCGCGUCCAGAUCUACCUCUACGCCCACGUUUCCGGCCACAUCCACAUCCACAUCCACAAGCACGUCCAGGGCCUCGCCGACUCCCCCGCCCAUUGUCCAAAAGGACUUAUCCCUCCAAAUCUGCCUCGACCUCCUCACCAGGGACCUCUCAGCGCACUUGAUGCCAGGGUUAAGAUACAGACAGACCCGCAACUCGACCAAAGGGAUGGAAAAUGGACUGUCGACGGAAACGGCAGCGUUGCAGGCGUGGGUGAUGAUUGAGGGGUAUGAGAAGUUGAAGGAGGAGUUGUUGAUGCGGGAGCGGAAGCAGCAGCAGGAACAACAACAACAACAACAACAGUUGGGAGAAGAAAAAUGUGAGAAGGACUCGAAGAAAAAGGAUAUGAAGACGGUCAAGACCAUGUUGGAGACGUGGUUGAGUGCCUUGUAUAGGAUUUAUGAUGAGUUGAGUGUGGAGGCUUUUGAGGGGAUGAGGGGUGAGGAGAAUGGUGAGGAGAAUGGUGAGGGGAGUGAGGAGGGGAGUGAGAGUAGUUAUUCGGGGGAUUAUGGGGAUAGGGGGUAUGGGUCGGAGUAGAACACAUACCUAGGCAAAGAAAAGGCAGAGGAUGUCCUUGGGAAGUAAUGGUGCCUGUUGGAAUUAGGAAUAAUUUUGUUUUGGGGGAUUAGGUGAGUGGUCUGGAGGUUAUGGAUUGGAUAUGGAUAUGAAUUGGAUAUGACUAUACCCUGGAAAGACACAUAGGAUGCAAACGGCUGGGUUGGAAGAUUUGGAGUUUAGUCUAGCUUUCGAUUGAUUAGAUACUGUUCUACGUAUACAAGGUAGCAGAUAAUAGGUAGAUGGACAACCCAUUUGGUACCUC